Molecule: messenger RNA, 1432 nt
Organism: Orussus abietinus
Lineage: Eukaryota; Metazoa; Arthropoda; Insecta; Hymenoptera; Orussidae
Product: ribonuclease H2 subunit A
Exons: 2
Coding region: 138-1145 (335 amino acids)
Biological process (GO): DNA replication, removal of RNA primer; mismatch repair
Cellular component (GO): ribonuclease H2 complex
Molecular function (GO): RNA-DNA hybrid ribonuclease activity; RNA binding
Source: RefSeq, a predicted model, not a curated record
UUUGUCUAUAUUGCGAUAAAGUUCUAAAGACGCUUAAAAUCAUGGGCAUUGUUAUUGAUAACCUUGAUAACUGGCGGUCCUUCUAAAUGUCAUCAAGUACUCUCGUAGGUUAGAACCCGUGAACCAUUGUAAAAGUUAUGAGCCAAAUGGAAGAAAAUGUUGAUUCACAGACUGAAGAGGUUAUGGACGAGAAGAAAAUCGUCACGGAUCAAAGACAAGAAUAUCCGAUAAAAUAUAGACAGGAUUUGACACCUUACUUUGAGAAGACUGAUCACAGUAUUAACGAUGUUUAUUUUUCAGAGGUUCCUCAAAUCUGCAAAGAUGAGCCCUGCCAAUUAGGGGUGGACGAAGCAGGACGCGGUCCAGUAUUAGGACCGAUGGUUUAUGGAAUUUGUUACUCUCCGCUAUCCCAAAAGGAACUUCUGGUUGAGCUGGGAUGUGCAGAUUCGAAGAGUCUGACCGAAGAGAAAAGGGAUGUCAUUUUUGAUAAAAUCGGCGAUCAUUCCAAUAAAAUAGGCUGGGCCGUGGAAGCAAUCUCACCAAAUAUUAUCGCUAACAAUAUGUACCGCCGAAGCAAGACAUCGCUGAAUGAGAUUUCCAUGAACUCGGCAAUUGAAUUGAUACAGAAAGCUAUAGAAUUAGGGGUUAAUAUAUCAGAAGUAUACGUGGAUACCGUUGGUAAGCCAGAAAAAUAUCAGGCCAGACUAAAGCAGAUUUUCCCUGAAUUUAAAAUCACGGUGGCAAAGAAAGCUGAUUCCACAUAUCCAAUAGUCAGCGCCGCUAGUAUAUGUGCCAAGGUAUCAAGGGAUCACGCUUUGCGAGCCUGGCAGUUCCGGGAGGGCACGAACGAGAAUGAGUACGGUAGUGGAUAUCCAAACGAUCCUGUAACUAAAAAAUGGUUGACAGACAACGUGGACAACGUAUUCGGAUUCCCUCAAAUUGUCAGAUUCAGUUGGAGUACCGCCGAGACAAUACUGGAGUCCAAAUCUUUAAGCGUCGAAUGGGAGGAGGUAGAAGAGGAAGGAACGCCAAAGGAACAGAAGAUAUCAAAAUACUUCACAUUCUCGCCCAAAUCCGGCAGUGCAAAAAGAGAGAAGCACAAAUUCUUCUCGGAACGAUGCCUCUCAAAUAUCAAUACCUUAUGACAUAAUCAAACGGAAUCGCUCGUGACAUUUAUCCAAUGUUGAUAUCUCGAUAGAAUAAGCCACCAGAACGCAUUUCUCCAUAGUCCAAUUCCGCAGUCCGAGAAUCUUAUUUUUCACAGCGUUUUAAAUGUUGACAUUGCAGCAAGCUAUCUUUUGAUACAGACUUUUAUCGUUAAAUAAUAUAUAAGUUUUAACAUCAAAUGAUCAUUCUAACAGGUUAGACGUUUUUGUACACCUCGAAUAUAAUCAAAAUAUACAAGGAACCACUCUUCCGAUUUCUACCAUAA